CAAGGUGCCUGUGCCCUGUGUAGAGGUAGCAAUCAAAAGGCUUGGGUUCGAGUCUCGCUUCUGUCAAGGCUUUACUGUGUAUUCCCAGGAAACCCCUUCUGCCGCUGAGCCUUGCCAGUUUUCGUAAUCUGGAAAAUUAAGAGGUUAAGAGGUUGGUUUUGUGAUCCUGCAGUUCUGGGGGCCUAAACCUCUGGCCCUCCUUCUCCACCUUCUGGUCCGUGCAAGCUUGGCCCCAGCCAGCCCCGAGACUAAGCGUAGGGCAGCCAAGACCAGACCAUUUGAAAAGUGCCAAACACCCCGCUCCCAGACAGAACUCAAAGCCGGAGGCGCGGCCUGAGGCCAAAAGGGCGGAGCUCUGACAGGGGCGGGGCUGAGGCCUCCUGGAGGUGCGGCGCGGCCCGCCCAGGAGUGUCUCAUCCAGCCAAUGAGCGCCCGGGACCGGGACAGCCCCGCCUCUGGGUAUAAGAGGGCGCCGAGUCCGGAGGCACGACGCAGAGGUCUAGCAGCCCGACUGUGUAGGUGUGCAGGGUCCUUUCAGCCCUGAGCUGGGGUGCACAAGAGCUCUGAGUUCGGUGUGUCCUGGGCUGCGCAGGAGCACGGGUCGGGUUCGGUUUUCCUUUGCCCGGCUGAGGUGCGGAGAAGGCAAGGGGCUCGGAUCCCUCGCUGCAGAGGAACAGCUUGCCGGGACCCGGGGACGCCCGCGCUGACCAUCGGCCCGCUGCCGCCGCUGCCGGCAGUCGUCCCGCCGUCAUGGCCGACCACCUGAUGCUCGCCGAGGGCUACAGCCUGGUGCCGAGGCCGCCGACUGCCGCGCCCGCCCAUGGCCCUCACGCGCUUCGGACGCUGCAGCCCUACUCGGGCCCGGGCCUGGACAGCGGGUUGCGGCCGCGGGGGGCUCCGCUGGGCCCGCCGCCGCCUCCACCGGGGGCCCUGGCGUACGGGGCCUUCGGGCCGCCGCCUGCCUUCCAGCCCUUUCCGGCCGUGCCACCGCCGGCCGCUGGCAGCGCGCACCUGCAGCCCGUGGCGACGCUGUACCCGGGCCGCGCCACCGCGCCCCCCGGCGCCCCGGGAGGACCUCCGGGCCCGCAGCCGGUGCCAGGCGCCCCGGCCCCGCCACUGCCGCCGCCCGUGCACGCCCUGGGAGGCAUGGACGCCGAACUCAUCGACGAGGAGGCGCUGACGUCGCUGGAGCUCGAGCUCGGGCUGCACCGCGUGCGCGAUCUGCCCGAGCUCUUCCUGGGCCAGAGCGAGUUCGACUGCUUCUCGGACUUGGGGUCGGCGCAGCCCGCCGGCUCGGUGAGCUGCUGAGCGAGGCCGGGCGCCUUCCUGCGUGCCCGAGAGAAGGAGGCUGGCCUGCCCGCCGGACUCCGCACCCAGCGUCUGGACCCCGCACGCACCCUCCGUGAGGGUGGAGGCAGCAGUCAGUGCACCGAGCCGACGCCGGGCUGGGACGCCUGGCCUCAUUCCAGGCCCUGCCUCCUGCAGAAUGACAGUUUGGGUUCAUCUGAGCCCCGGAGCCUCAGCGGUAAAGUGAAGGGGAGUGGACGCCCCCUUCCGGACUCCCAGUUCUUAGAUUCUGUGUCCUCUCCUCUCGGACCCUCCCCCGCCCCAACCCCCAAUCUGAGCCAUCCCAGGCCUUUGCCUGAUUCCCCCUUUCCUCGUGCAAACCACUGUGGUCACUGGGUGCCUGGAGCCGCCCACCCGCCAGGCCCCCACCCAGCUGCCUGGGCCCUGAGGUCUCUGGGCCUCCCGCCCUGGGGAGGGGUGGAAUGUACAGCCCUUGCCCCUGCGGAGUGGAGGAAUACCCCAUCUGACCUCCAGCACCACAAUAAAACUGGGUCACUUUCCA
Molecule: messenger RNA, 1849 nt
Organism: Kogia breviceps (pygmy sperm whale)
Lineage: Eukaryota; Metazoa; Chordata; Mammalia; Artiodactyla; Physeteridae
Gene: CITED4
Product: Cbp/p300 interacting transactivator with Glu/Asp rich carboxy-terminal domain 4
Biological process (GO): regulation of DNA-templated transcription
Cellular component (GO): nucleus
Molecular function (GO): transcription coactivator activity
Source: RefSeq, a predicted model, not a curated record